Molecule: messenger RNA, 2823 nt
Organism: Plasmodium falciparum 3D7
Lineage: Eukaryota; Apicomplexa; Aconoidasida; Haemosporida; Plasmodiidae
Gene: PAGM
Product: putative phosphoacetylglucosamine mutase
Biological process (GO): carbohydrate metabolic process
Molecular function (GO): magnesium ion binding; phosphoacetylglucosamine mutase activity; intramolecular phosphotransferase activity
Source: RefSeq, a predicted model, not a curated record
AUGAACAUUAUUUGUAACAUGAAAGAUUUUAAAGAGAGUUGGUUUUAUAAAAAAAUAAAACCGUGUAUUAAGAAAUAUAUGCCAAAAUAUACGAAUGAAGGACACAUCAUAUUUCAAAAUCCUUAUGAGUUCUCAUAUGGUAAUUGUGGUUAUAGAGAAAAAUAUAAUUUAUCGUCAUGUGAUUUAUUAAAUGCCAUAAAUAAAUGUGGAAUAUUUGUAGGGUUGUUAUUUAUAAAAUAUAAUUAUGAUAUAAUAUUUAAUCAAAAAGAAAAAAGAAAUGACUUUACCACAACAAAAGGGAAUAACAAUAAUUAUGAAAAUAAAGAUGAGAACAAUGAAAAGAAAAAUGAAAAGAAAAAUGAAAAGAAAAAUGAAAAGAAAAAUAAAAACAAAAAUGAAAAGAAAAAUAAAAACAAAAAUGAGAACAAUGAAAAGAAAAAUGAAAAUAAAAAUAAAAACAAAAAUGAGAACAAUGAAAACACAAAUGAAAACAAUAAAAACAAUAAAAACAAUAAAAACAAUAAAAACAAUAAAAACAAUAGCAAUAGUAAUAAUAAUAAUAAUUAUUAUUAUUAUAAUCAUUAUAAUAUGUGUGAAAAAAUUCAUAAAGACCUUGUUUAUAAUUAUAAUGAAUAUAUCAAAUUAAAAAAUGUAGGUAUUAUUAUAACCGCUUCACAUAAUCCACAUGAUGAAAAUGGAAUUAAAAUUAUUGGAGUUGAUGGUAAAUAUAUAAAUAAAACAUAUGAGAAUUAUUUAAUAGAACUUGUCAAUAAUCAUUUGAGAUAUAUAAAAAAGAAUGUAAAUUGUACAUGUGAUGAUAUUAUAAAUAAUACGAUAGAAUUAAUUGUUGAUAUAUUUAAAAAAGAAAUAAAUUUAGAUAUAUCAGAUGAUAUUAUUUAUGAAAAUAUAUCUAUAUUAGAUGAUAUAAUAUAUAAUUAUAAUAUACAUAAUAAAAUAAAAACCAAUAUAUGUAUAGGAUUUGAUACUCGAAAUAGUAAUAUACAUUUAAAUAAUAUUAUUAUUGAAUCCUUAAAUUGUCUUAAUAUAUAUAAAUGUAUUAAUAAUAUUACUUAUAUUACUACACCAUGUAUGCAUUUCUUAAUUUACUUCUUAAAUUAUAUAAAUGAAAAUGAUGAAAAAAUAGACAAACAAAUUAUACAACAAGAAGAAUAUACAAUACAUAAAAAAAGUAAUGAUCUAUCAUAUUUAAAAAAUUUCCAUAUACAAAAUAAUAAAAGUGUAUAUUAUUUAUAUUAUUCAAAAUAUGAUCAAUAUCUUACAAAUGAAGUAUUAACAACAAAUGGAACUCCUUUACAACAACCAUUCAAUAUUUCUAUUCAACAACACAUAGAAAAAGAAAAAGAAAAAAAAAAUUCUCAUGAAAAUAAUAAUUUCAUUUAUACACAUAUGGAACAUAUAUAUGCAUAUAACAGUGAUCAAAUAUAUUUUGAUUAUUUUAUAUAUUCUUUUGAAAUGUUAUAUAAUUAUAUUACCAAAUUAUUUCAUAAUAAUCACAUGAUGAUGGAUAUGGAAAAUAUUUAUCUUGAUUGUUCAAAUGGUAUAGCUAGCUUAAAAAUAGAUAAGUUCUAUCCAAUUUUUCAAAUAUUAAAAAAAAAUAUAUGUAAAUUUAAUUGUAUUGAAGGAGAACAUAGUAUAUUAAAUUAUGAGUGUGGAGCUGAGUAUGUCUAUAGAAAACAGCAACCUCCAAAAAAUGUUCCACCUAUAAUAAAGCACAAUACAAAAUUUUGUACCUUUGAUGGGGAUGCGGACCGUAUACUUUAUUUUUUUUUCCCACAAAAAGGAGAAGAAAUUAAAAAGAAAAUAUUUAAUGAUGGAAAUGAGAAGAAUAAAAAUAAUCAUACAGAUAUUAAUAUUAAUUGUAAUAUGAUUUAUAAUAUGAUUUAUAAUAACAAUAAUAAUAUUAAUUGUAAGGAUAAUAAUUUCCAUAGUACCAUCUCUGAUUUUUCAAAAGAACAAAUGGAUUAUUAUGAUGCCAAUAUAGAUACAUGCAAAAACAACCAAAUAGCCAUUUUGGAUGGGCCGAAAAUAAUUUGUCUUUUUUUUUUGUGCAUAAUAAAAAUGUUAUCACAUAUAAAACUUGAAGAACUCAAAGAAGAAAUUCCUAUUAUUGAUUUAAAUAUAAUACACACUGCAUAUACGAAUUCAGCUUUUCUUAAUUAUAUUAAUUAUAUAAAAAAUAAUAUUAUCGUUAGUAUUAAUAUUUUCAAAUAUAUAAAUAUUAAUAUAUUAUGUACAAAAACAGGAAUGAAAUAUUUAGACCAUUUAGCACAAAAAGCUUGUAUAGGUAUUUUUUUUGAACCUAAUGGACAUGGGACUAUAUAUGUCGAUAUAAAUAAAUUACAAAAAUGGUCUCUUUCUUUACAUAUAAAUUAUGAUUUAUCCUUUAUAGCAUUACAAAAAUAUUUACUUUUUUUUAAUCAAACUGUAGGAGAUGCAUUCCUUGAUUUUAUAGCCAUCGAAUUAUCUUUAUCAAUUUUAAACAUUACAAUAAAUGAAUGGAAUAAUUUUUAUACACCCUUCCCAUCUAUGUAUAUUAAUAUAAACUGUCCUAAACACAUACUUCCUAAAAUCAUACCACAUCCAAAACAUGAACAAUAUCUAAUAGAACCCAUAACACUCCAAACACAUAUUAAUCAAAUAGUCAAUUCAGUUGAUCAACAACACGGAAGAUGUUUUGUCAGACCAUCAGGAACGGAAAAUCUACUUCGAAUUUAUGCAGAAGCACAAACAGAACAAAAGAUGAAAGAUAUAUUAGACAAGGCUCGAACGUGUGUACUACACUACAUAGAACAUAUCCUAUGA